Molecule: messenger RNA, 1860 nt
Organism: Dromiciops gliroides (monito del monte)
Lineage: Eukaryota; Metazoa; Chordata; Mammalia; Microbiotheria; Microbiotheriidae
Gene: SNX7
Product: sorting nexin 7
Exons: 9
Coding region: 10-1371 (453 amino acids)
Molecular function (GO): phosphatidylinositol binding
Source: RefSeq, a predicted model, not a curated record
ACGGACGGGAUGGACGGCGAGAGCUGGGUACCGCAGCCUUUCUCCCCGGGGCCCCCGGGCGGAGCUGGCGGCGGCGGCGGGGCUGGCAGUGGCGGCGGGGAGAGCCCACGGGGCGGCGGCGGGGCUGCCGUCCUGCUGCAGCCCGAGGUGCUGGACCUAGAUGAGGACGAGGAUGACCUGGAGGUCUUCAGCAAGGAUGCUUCCCUGAUGGACAUGAACUCUUUAAGUCCCUUGAUGCCAACAUCCCCUUUAUCCAUGAUAAACCAAUACAAGUUUGAAGAUGAGCCAGACUCAAAGGACCUUUUCAUUACAGUCGAUGAUCCCGAAAGCCACAUUACUACGAUUGAAACUUUCAUCACCUACAGAGUUACAACUAAGACAUCUCGGGGUGAAUUUGAUUCUAGUGAAUUUGAAGUUCGAAGACGUUAUCAAGAUUUUCUUUGGUUAAAGGGAAAACUUGAAGAAGCACAUCCCACCCUCAUUAUUCCUCCUUUGCCAGAAAAAUUCAUAAUGAAAGGCAUGGUGGAGCGGUUUAAUGAUGACUUCAUUGAGACUCGAAGAAAGGCACUGCAUAAAUUCUUAAAUCGAAUUGCUGAUCACCCAACUUUAACUUUUAAUGAAGACUUCAAAGUUUUUCUUACUGCACAAGCCUGGGAACUCUCUUCGCACAAGAAACAAGGUCCUGGAUUGCUUAGCAGGAUGGGGCAGACAGUCAGAGCUGUAGCAUCCUCAGUGAGAGGAGUUAAAAACCGCCCUGAUGAGUUCAUUGAAAUGAAUGAUUAUUUGGGAACAUUUAGCCAGGAGAUAAACUUAAUAGACAAAAUAUCUCAUAGAAUUUACAAGGAAGAAAAGGAGUAUUUUGAGGAAAUGAAGGAAUAUGGACCAAUCUACACCUUGUGGUCAGCAUCUGAAGAGGAUCUGGUUGACUCCCUGAAAGGUGUGGCCAGCUGCAUUGACAAGUGCUGUAAGGCCACUGAAAAACGGAUAUUUGACCUUUCUGAGACACUGCUUCCAGUUGUACAUGAAUAUGUUCUUUAUAGUGAAAUAUUAAUGGGAGUUUUGAAAAGAAGAGACCAAAUUCAAGCAGAACUGGAUUCCAAAGUUGAAGCUUUGACCAACAGAAAGGCUGAAAAGGAGUUGCUUACAGAAGAGAUUGGAAAACUAGAAGAUAAGGUGGAAUGUGCUAAUAAUGCUCUGAAAUCUGACUGGGGGAGAUGGAAACAAAACAUGCAAAAUGAUAUCAAGUUGGCAUUUACAGAUAUGGCUGAGAAAAAUAUCAGCUACUACGAACAGUGCCUUGCCACAUGGGAAUCCUUCCUUACAACUCAAACUGACCAUCAUCUGGAAGAAACAUCUGAAGAUAAACUUUGAGCAUACCUAAGGACUUUUUGCCUAAGCUUUGGUGAUAUAGUGCCUACCAACCAAAGACAUUCUUUUUGGGUGGGCUGCAUUUAAUAUAACGGGGUCAAAAUGUGGUCACUGCAUCUGGAAAGCCAAUAAUUUGAAAACUCAGGUACUCCAGUGUUCUCACCUGCAUUUUGAUCAUGGUAUACAUAUAUAUUGCUUAGUUUCAAUUCAUUUAUUCCAAAAUUUUUGUCUGUAAGUAUUUGCAUACAGUAAUUGUUUUCUCAAAAAUUCUCAAACUGGGAUAUGACAUUUUAUUGUAAAGGCUCCAUUGAAUAAAAAAGUUUAAUAAGAAAUGCCUGAAUUUCAUGGAUAGUUCAUAUCUGCAAUCUGGAUGUAUUUCAGAUAUGUUUACUCUACGGAUGCUUUGUAUGAUAUUGAACAAUUUUAUUGUGUGUGCAUUACUUGAAGGACUGAAAGAUUAACUAAAUGAACAAAGGACCUGGAGUGAAGUGA